Molecule: messenger RNA, 1176 nt
Organism: Mytilinidion resinicola
Lineage: Eukaryota; Fungi; Ascomycota; Dothideomycetes; Mytilinidiales; Mytilinidiaceae
Product: NAD(P)-binding protein
Exons: 2
Coding region: 1-1176 (391 amino acids)
Molecular function (GO): oxidoreductase activity, acting on the CH-OH group of donors, NAD or NADP as acceptor
Source: RefSeq, a predicted model, not a curated record
AUGCCGCACACACUCGUCACAGGCGCAAACUCCUUCGUCGCUGUCCACAUCAUCAACGAACUCAUCGCUCAAGGCCACACCGUCACCGGCAGCCUCCGCCGCACCUCCGCCGGCGACGCUCUGCUAGCCGAGCAGCCCGAAUGGAAGGGCAAGCUCGACUUCGUCGUCGUCGAGGACUACGCCAAAGAAGGCGCCUUCGACGCCAUUUUCCAGGCUAAAGACUACGACCACAUCGUCCACGUUGCUGCUCCUAUGUUCGGCGAAAACCAGACCGACUUCGACAGGGACUUCUUGCGUCCUGGCGUUGACGGCAAUCUAGUGUUGUUGAAGGGGGCCAAGGCGCAUGCCCCGACCCUCAAGUCGGUUGCGAUUACUGGGAGUAUCAAUUCGCUCACGGAUGGGUCUCCAGCAGCGAAUCAGUCGAGAGAGUACAAGAACGACUCCUGGAACCCGGUUACACCUGAGUUUGCCCGCAAGGAUGGAUCGGGGUACGUGAUGUACCAGUCCAGCAAGAAGGAAGCGGAGCUAGCCGUGUGGGAGUUUGUGGAGAAGGAGAAGCCGAACUUCAGUGCAAGUAAUCUGCGUCUUACCAACCAUAUUUCAUACUCCCACCCCCAGGAGCAAACAGGUGCUUGCAGAUACAGUAGCGCUUUGUGGGACUUAGUCGCUCCUAUUGUCCUCGGUCAAAAAGUCACCGUCCUCCUCCCACCCCUCAUCUUCGGCCCACCCCUGCAAGCGCUGCCAGACCUCAAGCACCUCAACUUCUCCGUCGGCGUCGUCUACAACUUCUUCAACGGCACCUACGCCGAGCUUCCGCAGACGCACGCAGCGGGCCUGUUUCCCUCCUGCAUCGAUGCGCGCGACCUCGCUACUGCCCACGUGCGCGGCCUGACCACCCCCGGAGCGGCCAACAAGCGAUUCCUUGUCGGCGGAGCAGAGCUCACAUCCACCCUGAUCGUGAACACAUUGAGAGGGUUAGUCGAGAAGGGCGAAUUGCUAGAGCAAUUGAAGGGACGGCUGCCAAAGGAUACUGGGAAGGACACUGGUCUCUCGCUUGCGCGGAUUGGCGCCAAGGAGGGGAAUGAGGUUUUGGGGCUGACGUUUAGAAGCGCGGAGGAAACGUUUGGGGACUUGGCGAAGAAGGUCUUGGAGUUGGAGAGGAAAGAGGGGAAGUGA